UUCCUACCUUGAAGGGGUAAUUAAAACAUGACCCUUGUCCUAGAGGGAUACAGAGGAGACAGAAGGCACCCUUGGUUGUGUUGGCCCAAGUAGGAGCAACAGAUCUUUGAGACCAGCUGCAGCAUUGAGGCCGUACGCUGGAGAGGAUUCCUUUCACUUUGGGGAGAGCAGUGCUGUUUGCCAGUCCUUAUGUUUCAUAACGUGCCCUGUAAAUGCUGUACAUCUAGUACAGGCAGCUGAAGCAGCACAAGGAUGCUGAAAGAUAUGGUGAAAAUGUUAUCAGAGUCUGGGUGAAUAUUGCUGGAGAAGUCCAUUUGGUGACACGUUUGUCUCCAUCUGCCUGGCAUUGUCCGGGCAGAGGAGGAGUCAAGGGUCACCAUGAAGCUGAAGCAAAGAGUUGUCCUCUUGGCUAUUCUUUUAGUCAUUUUCAUUCUCACCAAAGUCUUCCUUAUUGACAACUCUGACACAUCUGCUGCUAACCGGGAGGAUCUCCGAGCUUUUCAUCGCAUGAUGGACACUUUGAAAGUGGAUCUUAACCCGCGACUGGAUCAUACAUUGCAGUCUCCUUGGGAGAUUGCAGCCCAGUGGGUGGUACCAAGAGAAGUUUACCCAGAGGACACUCCAGAACUUGGUGCUAUACUCCAUGCCAUGUCCACCAAGAAAAUAUUAAAAGCCGAUGUAGGAUACAAAGGGACACAACUGAAGGCUUUGCUUAUACUUGAUGGGGGACAGAAAGUAGUCUUCAAACCAAAAAGGUAUAGCAGAGAUUAUAUUGUAGAAGGUGAACCUUAUGCUGGAUAUGACAGGCACAAUGCUGAAGUAGCAGCCUUUCAUCUGGACAGGAUUCUUGGCUUUCGUCGUGCUCCAUUGGUUGUUGGAAGGUUUGUGAACCUGCGGACAGAGAUCAAGCCUGUUGCUACUGAACAGCUGCUGAGCACAUUCCUCACACAAGGUAACAACAGCUGUUUUUAUGGAAAGUGUUACUACUGUCGUGAGUCAGAGCCUGCCUGUGCUGAUGGAGAUGUAAUGGAAGGAUCAGUCACCUUGUGGCUUCCAGAUGUCUGGCCCCUUCAAAAGCACCGCCAUCCUUGGGGCAGAACAUAUCGUGAGGGAAAACUUGCCAGGUGGGAAUAUGAUGAGAGUUAUUGUGAUGCAGUAAAGAAGACCUCCCCAUAUGAUACGGGUCCCCGCUUGCUUGACAUUAUUGACACAGCCAUCUUUGAUUACCUCAUUGGGAAUGCUGACCGUCAUCACUAUGAGAGUUUCCAGGAUGAUGGAGGAGCCAGUAUGCUGAUCCUGCUCGAUAACGCUAAAAGCUUUGGGAACCCACUGCUGGAUGAACGAAGCAUUUUAGCCCCUGUUUACCAGUGCUGCAUCGUCAGAGUGUCUACAUGGAACAGAAUUAACUACCUGAAGAAUGGAGGCCUCAGCACUGCCCUAAGGACUGCUGUGUCACAUGACCCUAUAAAUCCCAUCCUGACUGAUGCUCACCUACAAGCCUUGGACCGUCGCCUGCUUAGUGUAUUGGCUGUGGUUAAACAGUGUAUGGACCAGUUUGGCACAGAUACCGUCUUAGUGGAGGACAGAAUGAGCCUCUCUCAUUUAUAGUGGUUCAAGGACAGAGAAGUGGACAGAAUGGGACGGCUAAAUGCACUGGCGUUGCCUCUCCAGAGAUGACACUGAAAUGUGGACAGAUUUGUGUCAUGCUCUUCUGAGAUCUAGUGGAGAUCUGUGACAGAGCACCAGAAUCAACAUGCUGCUGCUGUUUGCACCCUUGGACUUUGUCUCAGCAGUACCAAACUUUCUUUUAAAUUGAUGGAUCAGAACCAGUAGCUGUUACUGCUUUAUGAAGGAUACCACCAUUCUUCCAGCUGCAUAUAGUUCUAUAGCACAGGCACACUUCUCUCCUGCGCCUACGUGCGUCCCUGUUUGCCUGCAUUUAAGAAAAAGCUGCUAACUCCCUCAGGAUGGGGCAAAGCACACACAAGCAUUUGUCUUGUACAUUUAACUUGACAUUUGUUUUGUCUUAUAAAUUAAAAGUUUAAGUAAUUUUUAAUGUUGAAAGAUGGUAAGGAUGCUUUGAGAAGUACAUGGUAAGAGGAUGCUGUCAUUCAACAAAAUGGAUCAUCUGUUUUGGAUAAAUGUUGCGUGUGCCACUUUUGUUUUCUUCAAAAUUCCAUUGUGUCACUGUGCUGCAUAGUCUCACUUAAACUAAAAGUGUAAACGGUAACUUUCCCAACCUUAAGGUGGCAGCAGUACAACUCACUACUUUUUUCUGUGUGGGUUUGGUUGGAAACAUUUUAGAGCAGGUAUUUAUACAUUUGCUUACUUUGAACUGGUAAAUUUUCCCCUUCUACAGAUCCUGUUUUGUAAGGGUAGCAUAACAUAAAGGCUUAAGGUUUUAAGCUCUAAGCUACUGGCAGGUUUUAUAUUCUGUGCUUGUUUGAUUCCAUGAUUUUGCAUUUCUGUACUUUGAUCUCAAAGUCAUUUAAAGAUCAUGUGUAGUCUGCACAACUAUAUCUUAAGCUGAAUUUCAUGGAGCCCGAUUCACUUCUGUGGGUGUUCAGUUACCAUGUUCAUGUUUACCUGCAAGAAACGAGCAUUAAAAGGUCUUAAAAAAAGCUAACUUAAACGUGCUACUGUUUGCGCAGUUGUGCUGUGUACACAGUAGCCGCCUUCUGGGUGUACAAUAUCCUCUUCAUGCUGCCAUUGACUGGACCACCUUUUCAGGAGAGGAAGGUGGUUUAGUUCAUGCAUGCAGAAGGUGAACAGAGAAACUACCGAAACGCAGAAGGAAGGUUUAUAACAUUUGUACAUGUUAAAUAAGGCCAAACUAGUAAAGUAGAGAAAAGUAGCUUUAAAAGUAGUCAUUCUUGCAAUCCUUCAUUAAUCUGCAUACUUAGAAAAAACUGUCUUUUGAUCAAUGAGUGAAAUAUGGUAAAACCAACAGAGGACACCUAAAUAAGGAAUACAGGAGCUUUAAUACAAAACACGAAGCACUUUUCAGUUUCUUAUACAAGUCUCAUAUGAAGUAAAGGUGAAAGCACUUAGUGUUUUGUACUAAUAUUUCCUUUGUUGAUUAAGGGAACUAACACUUCUUAUGGCUUUGUUUUAUGUAAUUACUUUUUCUCUUAAUGACAUUGGCUCUUUCAUGAAAAAAAACUUUUCUGCAUA
Protopterus annectens (West African lungfish) is the source of this 3174-nucleotide messenger RNA. RefSeq names its product FAM20B glycosaminoglycan xylosylkinase (gene FAM20B). NCBI's taxonomy places the organism in Eukaryota, Metazoa, Chordata, Ceratodontiformes, Protopteridae. Gene Ontology annotation, biological process: protein phosphorylation. The transcript has 9 exons. The record is from RefSeq and is a predicted model, not a curated record. Bases 379 to 1608 code for a protein of 409 amino acids. Gene Ontology annotation, cellular component: Golgi apparatus. Gene Ontology annotation, molecular function: phosphotransferase activity, alcohol group as acceptor.